GGCUUGACAGCCUCCCCUGCCUGUCUCUCUUUGUACACACACAUGUGUGUGCGAGAGGCUGGGGCUCUUUGUCCUGAGUCCCGUAACUGCAAAGUUAACAGGGCUGGAAGAGUUAGGAUCAAACAGCAGAAGGGCAAAAGAAAGGCAAAUUCGAUGUAAACCGGUCCUGGCCCUUGGCUCCAACACGACCCAAGCAGCUUUUGUGUUCUUUAUUGCACUGGAUUGUUUCUAGGGAAGGACAGGCAGAGAGGGCCAUCCUCAAUGAAGGUAGCUUCUCUUUUACUAGUGGGUUUUUACCUGCUGCCUUCUUGCAGGGCAGAAGAAGGACUGAACUUCCCCAGCUAUGAUGGGAAGGACCGGGUAGUAAGCCUCAAUGAAAAGAACUACAAGCAGAUUCUGAAGAAAUAUGACCUGCUCUGCCUCUUCUACCAUGAGCCAGUGUCUUCGGAUAAAGUUUCCCAAAAGCAGUUCCAAAUGAAAGAAAUUGUCCUAGAGCUGGCGGCUCAGGUCCUGGAACACAAAGAUAUAGGUUUUGCCAUGGUGGACUCCAAGAAAGAAGCCAAGCUUGCUAAAAAGCUAGGUUUUGAUGAAGAAGGAAGCCUGUACAUCCUGAAGGGUGACCGCACUAUUGAGUUUGAUGGAGAAUUGGCUGCUGAUGUCUUGGUGGAAUUCCUUUUAGACCUAUUUGAAGACCCAGUGGAGAUCAUCAACAGCAAACUGGAAGUCCAAGCCUUCGAGCGCAUCGAUGACUACAUCAAACUCAUCGGCUUCUUCAAGAGCGAAGACUCAGAACAUUACAAGGCAUUUGAAGAAGCAGCUGAGCAUUUCCAGCCCUACAUCAAAUUCUUUGCCACUUUUGAUAAAGGGGUUGCAAAGAAGCUAACCCUAAAGAUGAAUGAGGUUGACUUCUAUGAACCGUUCAUGGAUGAGCCCACUGCAAUCCCAGACAAACCUUAUACGGAGGAAGAGCUUGUGGAGUUUGUGAAGGAACACCAAAGACCCACGCUACGCAGGCUGCGUCCGAAAGAUAUGUUUGAAACCUGGGAAGAUGAUCUGAAUGGAAUCCACAUCGUGGCAUUUGCAGAGAAGAGCGAUCCUGAUGGCUUUGAGUUCCUGGAGAUCUUGAAACAAGUUGCCAGGGACAAUACCAACAAUCCUGACCUGAGCAUAGUAUGGAUUGACCCAGAUGAUUUCCCAAUGCUCAUUGCCUACUGGGAGAAGACGUUUAAGAUUGACCUGUUCAAGCCUCAGAUUGGAGUAGUGAAUGUAACAGAUGCAGACAGUGUCUGGAUGGACAUAAUAGAUGAUGAUGACUUACCCACUGCUGAAGAGCUAGAAGAUUGGAUAGAAGAUGUACUUUCUGGGAAAAUAAAUACAGAGGACGAUGACGAUGAUGCUGAAGAUGAUGAUGACGAUGAUGAUGAUGAGGAUAACUCUGGAGAAGAGGAUGAUGACGACGAUGAUGAUGACAGUGAUGAGGAAGAUGAUUAGCUGUCAUGCUGAAAUUCUCACAGACACAGAACCAUUUUUAUGCAUUAUCCUUUAAAGACAGAAUGGGAGAUAGGAGCAGACAGUCCCAAAGAGAUCCUUCCUUUAUUUUUAAGACCUCCUUUUCUACUCCCUUAUUAUCAAGAAUAAGAAAACUCAGGAAUUCCUUCCUAAUAUAAUGUGAGGGAUUGCUGGUGAACAUAGGUUGGGAACAGGAGAGUGAGAAGGGGGAGGAUAGGGAAUAUGUCUGGUUCUAAUUUCCAGACAUCCCAAUAGGACAAGAAAAACCACUCACACUUUACUGCAGUUAGCAACUUGUUUCUCUUACACCCAAAUUACAGAGAUUAUGACAGUGCCAGCAUCUGGCUCUCUUGAGGACAAAGGUCCCCUCAUAUCUAUUCUCAAGCGUACUUUUUGUAGUUGACUAUGACAAUAACAGAAAUCAGGUUUUGAAACACCCACCAAUCCAGAGUAAUCUUAGAAUCAGAUGCCAUGGGAAAUACUCCUUAAUUAAUUUAGGAGUAUACUCCUCAAUUAGGUAAAUACUCUCAAUUAGUUUAGAACCCAAACUCAAGACAAGCCAAAUAUGGUUCAUGCUCAUGGAAAUGGGUGAAACCCUGAAACUUGUAACUUUGCUAAAUAGUUCAUUUAUGAUAGUUCUUUUUUCAAUAUUAAACCAUCUACUUUAUUGGAUAGUAGUCACAAUAUUGGCACGUUUCCCAUCCCACCCUCUUUUCUAUAUCCUUCCUUUCACCUCAAAAGCUCUGAGGAUGAGCCAGAUAUAAUCUUAUCACAAAUUAUGUACCUUUGUAUGCCUGUAGUUUCUUCUCCAUCAUUGCAUUUUUUUUCCUUCAUGGUAAAAGCUGGUUGUUUUUCUUUUUUCUGACAUCCUAUCAAACUGAACUUUCUAUUAAUUAACACUUCUACACAUCUUUAGUGCAAUCAGAAUCAUGAUUUAUAAUCAUGACCCUGAAACAUGGUGAGAUCCAGAAGCGCCUUCUGAAUUAUCAAAGAAAGCUUAAAUUAUGUUCAGCAUAGCUGUAGUAUUUGUGUUUUAAGCCUCUUCUAAUUCUUUGAAAAUUGGCAACUCAUCUAUGAAGGCUAUUAGCCAAAAUAUCUUACUAACGAGAACUGUUCCACACCCAGUCAUUCUGGGAAAACAGAGUUAGCCCUAUUUCUGCAUACGCUUCUCUGCUGUGUAAGACUCUGGUGGACUGUCCCACAAUUUGAUGUGUAUACUUUUCAAGAUCCGCAGCUUGGCAUACAUACUGGGAGGCUUCUAAGACUACCUGAAUGUCAGCAGAAUGUCAUUUGGACUCUUUGGGAAAUGAAUCAGCAAAAUAGUUGUUGAAGCUAUUAUUCUAACUGGGUUUUGGUCCGUGAGCCUAUUUGGCCUCUAUAUCUGGGAUGAUACUGACUACUCUUUAUCUUUGGACUUUCAUUCUCAGGGGGUUCUGUUAAGCUGUGGCCCCCUCCACAAACAUACCACCAUUAAAUUAUGUCACUGUGUCAGAGCUCUGGGGCAUUGUAAGAUGACUGUGGAGGAACAAGUAAGAAUGACAUUAAAAGCACCAUCCAGUAUAUGUAUGACCGGGAAAAGACCACGUAUGUGCCUCGUUGACAUGAGAAGAAUCAGAGAAUGGCUUCCAGGGCAUUGAAUGGGUUCUUUUCAGAUGAUUUAGGGAAGAGAGGAUACAAAGAUGUGGUGGGGUUAUAAUCUGCAUUGAUGAGCUCAUGGACCCAUUAAAGGAUCAACAGAGUCAUGCCCCAAUUCUUUUCUGUCUUCUUUUGUUUUCCGUUGGGACCUCAGACCAACAAUUAGUCUUGAUCAUUCUCAAGAGCUGAGUAUAACAAAA
Messenger RNA from Phascolarctos cinereus (koala), 3344 nucleotides. RefSeq names its product calsequestrin 2 (gene CASQ2). Gene Ontology annotation, biological process: regulation of cardiac muscle contraction by regulation of the release of sequestered calcium ion. Lineage: Eukaryota; Metazoa; Chordata; Mammalia; Diprotodontia; Phascolarctidae. The record is from RefSeq and is a predicted model, not a curated record. Gene Ontology annotation, cellular component: Z disc; sarcoplasmic reticulum lumen. Gene Ontology annotation, molecular function: calcium ion binding.